Nicrophorus vespilloides is the source of this 2197-nucleotide messenger RNA. RefSeq names its product spondin-2. Gene Ontology annotation, cellular component: extracellular matrix. The transcript is spliced from 7 exons. Gene Ontology annotation, biological process: cell adhesion. Lineage: Eukaryota; Metazoa; Arthropoda; Insecta; Coleoptera; Silphidae. The coding region runs from base 103 to 1437 and encodes 444 amino acids. The record is from RefSeq and is a predicted model, not a curated record.
CUGCAGAAGCUCGCGGAGUGCGUACACUGCCGCACUGCAUACAUACAGACAGACACUCGCUGGUGCCGAUCCUUGCGAAUCCUGAGAGCGCGCGCCAAAGGUAUGACCGUCGCGACGUGCGUGUGCCUCGCGGCAUCCGCGUUGAUCCUCCUGGUGGUCGCAACCGUCCCCGUCGUCAAAGGGGACGGCGAACCCUGCCAGCCGGACAAGCUGACCGUUUACAAAGUGGUGCUUCACACGUUCUGGUCCAGAGAUAAGUUCCCAAAACAUUACCCAGAUUGGCGUCCACCUGCUCAAUGGUCCAAAGUUUUCGGUCGAAGCCACGACAAAUCGUUUACUUUGUUCCGUUUGGGGCAGCAGUCUUCAAACGGCGUUAAGGCCUUUGCGGAAACUGGUCGGUCAGAUUUGCUCGAGGAGCAGAGCCAGGGAGAAGGCGGAAUUUACGAUGAGUUCAAUGCGCCUCCAAUUACAGCAGGUGUCGGCCGCACCGAAGCCGAAUUCUUCGUAGAUGGCAACCAUUCCAGGGUGUCUCUGAUAUCAAGGAUAGUACCAUCACCAGAUUGGUUUAUCGGCAUCGAUAGUUUCGACCUAUGCGUGAACGGCAAUUGGCUGGAUAGCAUCACCAUCGAGGUGGAUCCGAUCGACGCAGGCACCGAUAACGGCUUCACGUUCACCGCCCCCAACUGGCCGACGGAUCCCCAGGGGGUGGCGUAUCGAAUCACAUCCCGUUACCCGGCCCACCCCGCCGGCUCCUUUUUCUACCCAAACAUGAAACGCUUACCAGCCAUCGGCACUUUCCAAUUUAUCAAGGUAAAGGAAUACGAACUGAGCGAGGUUUUCCACCACACCGAAGACGACCAGCAUUACGAGGUUCUCAAAAUGGAACACAUGACCCAGAACAGUAUAAGCGCUUUCAACGGGAACGGGGACAUCGAGGCUGCCAUCGAAGAAGAGCGCAAGGAGCAGGAAAUCCACCAGAGGCAGAGGAUCCGACCGAAAUUCCAAUCGUUCUACGCUUCCUCACAGGCGACGACGGUGCCAUCCGCAACGACAACGGAGAAUCGACUUUUGAACACGAUUAAUCAAAGGGAUGAAGCUCUCGGCAUUACUGCAGCUGGAGUACCAGCCGUGGUACCGCGCGGCGACAAGGACGCCAUCAUGAAUAGCAUCGUGGAUUCCUAUAGGAAUCAUUCCAAGGAUCAGCACCGCAAGAAGUAUCGUAAACCCAAGAAGAAUAAACGCCCUCCUCGGGAUUGCCGUGUCAGCGAAUGGUCCAACUGGAGCCCAUGCAGCAAGUCCUGCGGCAUCGGAGAAAUGCAGCGUCGCAGGGAUGUCCUGAAAUACGCAAGGCGCGGUGGACGCUUAUGUCCCCCAUUGCUAGAAACCAAAUGGUGCGGUUCGGCCAGAGCAUGCAAUAAGGGCUAUUUCAACUGGUAAAACAAAGAGAAAAUAAUCCGCGAAAAAACAACCUGCAACAACAACUUUAUACAUAUACAUAAAAAAAAGAACUUUCAACUUAAACACACACACUGUAUAUAAUGAAUAUAUUAAUAAGGAUAUACGAGGAUGGUGGAGGUGGUGGCGGGCUAUGCUAAAACGUUGGGACGUCGUAAAGUAAGCAAAAACCAAACAACCACCCCCCAUCCCUCAACCCCUAAAACCUGCAAAGUGCAUUUCGCCAUAACGCAAACACCAAACGGCGCAAAUGAUUCAAAGCCCUCACUACUUUCUUACCAUCACGGAAUUCUUCAGGUUUAAUCCGCGUCACGCUCAGGUCGUAAAACCUAAGGGAAAAAAAUUGCAUAUAUACAUACAUAUAAAUAUAUGUAUUCCAAUUACUUUCAACUUAAAGACAAUCCUAAGAACAUUCUUAAUGGCCCACUCCAUAUCACAACAACGUCGAGGAGAAACGAAUCCUUUAUUUUUCUGUGUUCUUGCGCAAUCUGCAGUGUGUGUAUCUUUUCCAUCAUCGUUAUUUUAGAACGAACUAAAUUUAGUUUAACCCAAUCAGAUCCGAUGAACCGAGCAACACUAGUUAACGUUCAUAGGCGGAAUGGCAUCAGGAUAUAUAAACAAAAAUUGAUAAAAUAUACUUAACCUAACCUUCGUCCAAAUUGGAAGUCAAGCGAGAUUUUUUGAAUGAAAACCAAAAAAAAAGUAAAAAUAUUUAUAAAACACGAAAAGUUUAAAAUAAAUA